This is a messenger RNA of Ahaetulla prasina, 4500 nucleotides long. It is a transcript of the gene KICS2, whose product is annotated as KICSTOR subunit 2. The coding region runs from base 2259 to 3599 and encodes 446 amino acids. The transcript has 3 exons. Gene Ontology annotation, cellular component: KICSTOR complex. Gene Ontology annotation, biological process: cellular response to amino acid starvation; negative regulation of TORC1 signaling; cellular response to glucose starvation. Lineage: Eukaryota; Metazoa; Chordata; Lepidosauria; Squamata; Colubridae. The record is from RefSeq and is a predicted model, not a curated record.
AACCAAGACAAAUAUCAACACAGUAGCUUUACAGGCUCUGACUCCAAUCCUUCCAGCUUUUGCAAAGACCAACAGGUUCAAGGCCAAUCUGAAUUAUGUUCCACAAAGCAGAUGCCAUGACGCAAAAGGCUCUCUUCCUGGCAUUUGCCCGAUGAAUUAAUUGACAAAAUCCAUAGCAUGUUUCUCAAGUCAUACAUGAUGGGACAAGUGGAUAUAAUCGAGUAGAGGUGGUUUUGCAAAUAAAAUGCAUUACAAAUUCAAUAUUCUGAAAUAUCACCUUGGAAUGGUAUAGUCUGGCCCCUGCUCUACUAUACCCUAAUUAUGCAGAAGGCUGAGGUGAUAAGAAUUUUAGAUCUUGCAUAAAUGUUCACAGAGUAUGCUUAUUUACUUCAAUUUUCAUAAGCAAUUUCAACUUUAUAAAAGCAAAACUUAAUUUCGGUCUGGCAACAUGCUAAGUAAAGAUGCAGAAAACAACGUUCAGUUGAACAAUACAUUUUCUCAAAAAUAGUACUACUGUUGGAAGAAAUAUCCAUCUGGUUCAGUUCCAAGUGGGGAGAAAGACACUGGAAAUAUGGAGCCUGAUUGGAAAGAUGGUUUAAUGAAGCAGAACCACAUGGGUUUGUGGAUCUGGGGAGCUGACAAAAUGGAGUUGAGAGUGGGUGGUUUUUAUACCUUCUUUGGGCUUUGUAUUUGAGCUUCCUGUUCCUGUGUAAGAACAUGUCCUUUAAUAUUCUGUUGGCUGUUGUCAGAUUCCCAUGGGGCUAUGCAGGAGUCAUAGAUGAGGUUGUCUGAGAUAAGUUUGGUUGAACCUUGCUGGGUGAUGCUGGUCCUUAGGAAAUUUUGAAAUGCAGUGACUCCUGCUGCUAGAUAGGUAGAGGGCUAAUCCUAUUAUGUCCUGAGGGGGUAAUGUCUUCAUCCCAUUACCCUGGAGCUGGAGGUCUUUUGUCUUGUAGAUAAGCUGGCCCAAGUCUGUCUUAAUGUGCACCAAAAUAUCUGCUGGGGGCAGGGAGUUGGGGUUUUGUUUCCUUUUAAGAUUUUUAUUUCUCUUAGGGGAAAUAUUUUAUCUUGCCUUUUUAAUAUUUCCUAAAAUACUUCAUUCUUCUAGGAGGGUUGGGUGCUACACUACCUUCUUUAGAAUUAAAUGUGCCUCAAUAACAAAAAUCAAAAGACUUGGAAAAUACAUCACAGGUCAUGUAAUUGACCCUCUUCAUUGGGAAAAUCCAUUGCAGCAUUCCAAUUGUAUUCUAAAAAUAGCACAUUUACACACUGAAAGCAGAUCAGAUAUAGCCCAGAGGGGAAAAAAGCUGUUGAUAUCACUUUUCUUUCAGGUAUACUCUUCUUUCAGUUCUGGACCUGCUUGUUCUGGAAAUAGAUCCUCCCGCUUUUAUGUCCUGAGGUCUAGAAUUUACAAAAAGUAAGCAUAAUCAUGUAUCCAAACUGAAUAGCACUAGCAGUUAGUGCAUACUACUUCACAGUGCUUUGCGAAGAGUCAGCAUAUUGCCCCCAUUAAUCUGGAUCCUCAUUUUACCGAUCUCAGAAGGAUGGAAGGCUGAGUCAACCUUGGGAGGAACUGCGGGCAGUCAGCAGAAUGAGUUGUAACCACUGCGCCACCACAGGGCUCUUCUAAAUAGGGGGGGGAAGAUCUAUCUGUCUUAUCCAAACUUCAUACUUUUCCUUUGCAUCUAAGGUCACUAGACCUGUAUUACUAAUUAAUAUCAUAGAGGUGAAAAUUUGGGUUAGCAUCUAUUAUGAAAGGGCUGGAAAAAGCUAUUCAGCAGGAAAAAGUUUCUUAGGUACUGAAACAGUCCAUCAGUGUUUGAUUUUAAGGCUCUUCGCUGAGCAGCCUUUUUCAGCGUUUCCCUAAAAAGUGCUAACCCCGAGUAAAGCUCAGCUGUGUGACCUUAAUUAGUUGAUUAGUACUUCCUCGCAGGCUCCCGCUACUGUCUGAAAUGGAUGAGACCGUAAUCAAUUACACGCGGAGGAACGUCUGCCUCCUAACCAAUAACUGAGUCGUUUCUCCGUUGCUUCCACAGUCACCUGGUUGCCACGCCCUUCCCGUCCCCCAUAAGUCACGUGGGGCUGAGCCUUUGAAAACCGCCUCUCCGGAAUGGCUCCUGAAGGGGAAGGGGUUGGGCUUACGCCUGUUAUGGCCUUGCCUCUGGCUCACGUGACUGCCGUUCCGGUGGGUCCGCGGCUCUCGCUUGGCUCAAAGGCUGGCGAGCGGAGGCAGCCGCGAUCGUCGCGGCGGCGGGCGGCGAAUGGGGGAGCCGAUGCCCGUGGGAGCGCCAGUCCCGGUGGAGCAGGCAGUGCUGGAGACGUUUUUCUCUCAUUUAGGCAUCUUCUCUUACGACAAGGCCAAGGACAAUGUGGAGAAGGAGCGCGAAGCUAAUAAGAACGCCGGGAGCAGCUGGCUUUCGCUCCUGGCCGGGCUGGCUCAUUUGGCGGCGGCUGAAAAAGCCUACCAUAGCAUGACCUUCCUGGGCCAGAAGCUAGGUGGGCAAUCAUUCUUCAGCCGGAAAGAUUCUAUACGAACUAUAUAUACGUCUCUGCAUAAUGAGCUGAAGAAAGUGGUAGCAACUGGUCGGAAUGCAGUGGGAGGAACAGCUCCUCACCUUGAAGAACUACUUUCUCAUCUUUCUGAGCAGCUCUGCUUCUUUGUCCAGGCUCGGAUGGAAAUUGCUGACUUUUAUGAAAAAAUGUACAGCCUCAGUACCCAAAAGUAUAUAAACUCUGAGGAACUGAUAAAUGUUUUGGAAUCCAUCCUCAAAAGAUACAGCUCAAGAUUUCAUCACCCAAUCCUUAGUCCUCUGGAGGGCAGUUUCCAGUUAGAAACUGAUGUGCUUAUGCAUCUUCUGAAGGCUCAGGCCCAGAUCUCUGAAUGGAAGUUUCUCCCAUCCUUGGUCCACUUGCACAAUGCUCACACCAAAUUGCAGACAUGGGGACAGAUUUUUGAGAAGCAGCGGGAAACAAAGAAGCAUCUCUUUGGUGGGCAGUCUCAGAAAGCUGUUCAACCUCCACACCUUUUCCUGUGGCUAAUGAAACUGAAAAAUAUUCUCCUUGCCAAAUUUAGCUUUUAUUUUCAUGAGGCACUUAGUCGACAAACAACCCUAUCUGAAAUGAAAACUUUGACUGCAAAAGCUAAUCCUGAUUAUUUUGGGAAAAUCUCUAGCUUCAUCAGGAAAUACGAUGCUGUUAAUGUUUCAUUAAUCUUUGACAAUCGUGGCUCAGAGAGCUUUCAGGGACAUGGUUAUCAUCACCCCCAGUCCUAUAGGGAAGCCCCAAAGGGUGUAGACCAGUAUCCAGCAGUGGUAUCGCUGCCCAAUGACAGGCCGGUCAUGCACUGGCCUAAUGUCAUCAUGAUUAUGACUGAUAGAGCUUCUGAUCUGAAUACUUUGGAAAAGGUUGUCCAUUUCUAUGAUGACAAAGUUCAGAGCACAUACUUCUUAACCCGACCUGAACCUCAUUUUACCAUUGUGGUUAUUUUUGAAUCCAAAAAGUCUGAGAGAGACACUCAUUUUAUUUCUUUCCUCAAUGAAACGUUCUAUUCUCUUAAGAAUUCUAAAGCUUUUGCAAGCCUGAAGCCUGGAUCCAAAGGGUAAGAGGACUAUUAAGGCAAGAUAGACAACAGUAGCACAAUACGUUCCAAGCUUCCUCAAAUAAGCAUAUGUACAUGUCAUUAUUUUUAAAAGUAUUUUAAUAAGUAUUUAAUGAUGAAAAUUAAAUUAUUAAGCAUUUUUGGAAUGAAAAAUCAGAAUUCUAUAGAUUUGAAUGGGAACAUGCAAAUUACACAAAGGUGCACUAAAAUUAUCAGUGGAGUUUUGAUCAACUUUCUUUUUUGUCUGUGACCCUUCCUUGUUCUUCCUAUAUGCACUUUAUCUUUUGUUACUUCUUUAUUUAGGAUCUGCAGAAAAUCUGGUUUCAAAUUUUCAACCCAGAGCUCACUGUCUUCUCUUAAAGUGUUUUCCAGUCAUAGUCACUGGAAAAUGCUAGAACUUAAAGAGAUAUAAUUGCAAUAAAUGAAAUUGUAGAAUGAAGUAUUUUAUUUUUCCAUUGCUUCUGCACCUUUCAAAUACUGUACAAGCUUGGUUUGGCAUUCUGUAUUUUUCUAAUGUGAUACAGACCACAUUAAAAAUAAUUAUUCUGAAAUUGCUUAUAUUUACAUAUUGUAUAAGAAAAGAAACUGUUUAGUACAUUUUAAACCUGCAAUAUUACUGGCAAAGUUGAGCAGCAGUAAUUUUCAAUCCUAAAACUAAGUGCUGAAGGUUAACAAGUGGAUUUUUCAUUAAAUUAAUGAUAUUCUGUAAUUAAAUUUGAAUGUUAAUAAAAUUUAAAAAUUAGAACGGAAAAAUAGAAGCAUGAGGAUAUGUAAAAUAAUACAGAAGGAACUGUACAGUAUUAUCAAAAUCUGGUAAAAUGAUUACCAGGGCAAAAAUUACAAAUCAGGAUUAGUAUUUUAAAUACUAAGUGCUAACUAAAAUAAUAAAUGCUAUUUUGGCUCUG